UGUUCUGUGUCCGCAGUCUCUGGUCAUCUCCUGUUCUGUGUCCGCAGUCUCUGGUCAUCUCCUGUUCUGUGUCCGCAGUCUCUGGUCAUCUCCUGUACUGUGUCCGCAGCCUCUGGUCAUCUCCUGUUCUGUGUCCGCAGUCUCUGGUCAUCUCCUGUUCUGUGUCCGCAGUCUCUGGUCAUCUCCUGUACUGUGUCCGCAGCCUCUGGUCAUCUCCUGUACUGUGUCCGCAGCCUCUGCUCAUCUCCUGUACUGUGUCCGCAGUCUCUGCUCAUCUCCUGUACUGUAUCCGUAGUCUCUGGUCAUCUCCUGUACUGUGUCCGUAGUCUCUGGUCAUCUCCUGUACUGUGUCCGCAGUCUUUGGUCAUCUCCUGUACUGUCCGCAGUCUCUGGUCCAUCUCCUGUACUGUGUCCGCAGUCUCUGGUCAUCUCUUGUACUGUCUGCAGUCUCUGGUCAUCUCCUGUACUGUGUCCGCAGUGUCUGGUCACUUCCUGUACUGUCUGCAGUCCAUUGGUUCAGAAUAUUUUUUUUUCUUGUUUUUCUCCUCUAAAACCUAGGCGCGCCUUAUGGUCAGGUGCGUCUUAUGGAGCGAAAAAUACAGUAACUUGACAAAUCUUAAAUUUGUGCG
Messenger RNA from Staurois parvus, 629 nucleotides. NCBI's taxonomy places the organism in Eukaryota, Metazoa, Chordata, Amphibia, Anura, Ranidae. The record is from the annotation of a GenBank genome assembly.